GAAGAAUAAUUUUAUUCCCGUUUGCUACGCUUAUUCUAAACAUUACUUUUCGCUUUACGCUAUCAGUUAUCAUAUAUGUUUUGAAUGUUUUCAAUACUGUUGAGAGUUAACUUGUUCAAUUAACAAGAAAUUAUUAGCAUAACAAGCUUAUUAUUAUCGCUGGUACGGAAAUCGGACACGUUGUAUGAUUGAAUGUGAACUUACACAUGUGAAACGUAUCACAAUCGAAAUUUCCUACUUCCGUGACUGGUCUUGGAUUUCUUCCAGGAUCUUUCAACGCCGUCAAUAUGUGGACAAUAACUAUAACAAAGAAACGAUGGAAACAAUUUGCAAUCGGAGCUGGGAUUACACUUGUAGUUAUUGUGAUCUUCUUUAAAAUGUUAAAUUUGCCUAUUAACAAUAACAUUAAUUCGGCAAUGCCGAAGAGCAGACAUGAAUUUGAAACCAUUUACGAACGGCAGCAAAGACUAAUUGAGGAGCAACGUCUAGAACUACAGAGGACGAAAGAAGAACUGACCCGCCUGCAAGAUGAUCUGCGUGCACUGCAGUCAAAUACACCUCGCAAGUAUCCCAAAGUAAAAUAUUUAAAUUACAAAAAUCGUAAAAGAAUUUUAAUAACCGGAGGAGCGGGAUUUGUCGGUUCGCAUUUGGUUGACAAUCUUAUGUUGGCUGGUCAUGAAGUUAUUGUUGUUGACAACUUCUUUACGGGUCGCAAGCGCAAUGUCGCUCAUUGGCUAGGACACGAGAACUUCGAACUAAUCCACCACGACAUUGUAAACCCUUUGUUUAUUGAGGUAGAUGAAAUCUAUCACUUGGCAUCGCCAGCUUCCCCACCGCACUACAUGUUAAAUCCAGUGAAAACAAUCAAAACCAACACAAUGGGAACAAUAAAUGUUUUGGGUUUAGCAAAGCGUGUUAUGGCCCGAGUCUUGAUAGCAAGUACCUCCGAAGUAUACGGGGAUCCUACCGUUCAUCCACAGCCAGAAUCGUACUGGGGCCAUGUAAAUCCAAUAGGGCCGCGUGCAUGCUAUGACGAGGGUAAACGAGUUUCUGAAACGUUGAGUUAUGCUUAUGCCAAACAGGAAAAAGUUCAGGUCCGCGUAGCUAGAAUUUUCAAUACAUAUGGUCCCCGCAUGCAUAUGAAUGAUGGUCGAGUUGUAUCGAAUUUCAUUCUUCAAGCUUUGCGAAAUGAAACUAUAACUGUUUAUGGCAAUGGCAAGCAGACACGCUCUUUCCAGUACGUCGACGAUUUGGUCGAUGGUCUCAUAAGUCUUAUGAUGUCUAACUAUACGCAGCCGGUUAAUUUGGGCAAUCCUGUUGAACAUACCAUCGAAGAAUUUGCUUUUAUUAUCAAAGAGUUAGUAGGUGGCCAUAGUAAAGUCGAACGCACCGAUGCAAUGGAAGACGACCCACAACGAAGGAAACCCGAUAUAAAUAGAGCCAAGAAAUAUCUUAAUUGGGAGCCGAAAGUACCACUGAAAAUGGGUCUUCUUCGAACUAUUGACUAUUUUCGCAAGGAACUGGAGAGGUCGGAUCGAUAUGCAGCAAAUUCAAAAAAAUAUUUUGAAUCGCACGACUUAGAACGUAGCCAAAAACACUAUCAAUUUGAUACUGACAAUGGUUAGUGUUUAAUGCAAGGGAGAGAAAAUGAGGAAGGAGUACUUAGUUUAGAUUGUUUCCUUAAUUCUCCAAAAAUAUAUGACGAAACUCAUAUAGUUUAGAAAAUCUACAUCUUUGAAGCUAGUCUGUAAUGUAAAUAAGAGAAGACGAAGAAAGACACCGCCGUUUUCGAUUGUACACUAAAAAAAUAGUUGCAAUUACCUUACCCAAAAAAAAAGAAAUACACUCACAAACAAAAGAAGCCAUUGGAUGGAUAUAUGAUUUUAAAAUCCCCUCCCUUACUUGUAAUACCAUUUUUUUUAUCGUUUUAUUGUAAUUAUUUUUACGGAAGUCCCUCAUAAAUAGAAUUUUUAAGAGCACUAUUGUAAAUUUUAUGUAAGCAAAUUAUUUUAUAAGAAAAUAUACACAGUUUAUAA
Molecule: messenger RNA, 2036 nt
Organism: Musca domestica (house fly)
Lineage: Eukaryota; Metazoa; Arthropoda; Insecta; Diptera; Muscidae
Gene: Uxs
Product: UDP-glucuronic acid decarboxylase 1
Exons: 2
Coding region: 288-1625 (445 amino acids)
Biological process (GO): D-xylose metabolic process
Cellular component (GO): cytoplasm
Molecular function (GO): NAD+ binding; UDP-glucuronate decarboxylase activity
Source: RefSeq, a predicted model, not a curated record